CUCGAAUCAAAAUCCAGACAGUGCAGACUUCUCUUCCAUCCAUAAAGUCCGUCUUUUCCACCCCACCACCCCCAGACACCCGACAAAACAACAGCUUCUUCCUCACCCGUCGCAACCUACUCUCAUUCAUCACCAUGGCCGACGACGCGCAGCAUGAGCACACCUUCGAGAGCGCCGAUGCCGGUGCUUCUCAGACCUACCCUAUGCAGUGCUCUGCUCUGAGGAAGAACGGUUUCGUCGUCAUCAAGAACCGCCCUUGCAAGAUCGUCGAAAUGACCACCUCCAAGACCGGCAAGCACGGUCACGCCAAGGUUCACUUGGUCGCCAUCGACAUCUUCACCUCCAAGAAGCUUGAAGAGCUCUGCCCCUCUACCCACAACAUGAACGUUCCCAACGUCCGCCGCCAGGAGUACCUUCUCGUCGACGUUUCCGAGGAUGGUUUCCUUUCUCUCAUGUCUGAUGACGGUUCCACCAAGGACGACGUCAAGCUUCCCGAAGGUGAGGUUGGUGACAAGAUCAACAAGCUCUUCGUCGAGGAUGGCAAGGACACCAGCGUCAUUGUCCUCACUGCCAUGGGUGAAGAGUCCGCUAUCGAUGCUAAGGAGGCUCCCAAAUAAAUCAGCGUUGGAUACAUCGACUCUCAGCAGAGGGCAAGUCGCGGAGUUUUGACGGGCUCCGACCGGAAAUCAGAUUGCCCGAGACUUUUUCACAGUCAUGAGCAAAGCUACAGCUUCUGCGGUUACUUUGGCAUUCCUCAGUGCGAUUUACCUGCGCUGAUGGUUCCCAAUGCUUGUGGUUCUUCGGACGGAUUUUGAGGUCUUGCAUUGCCAUGUGUGGGAAACUAUUUACGAAUUUGUUUCCCUUUCCUAGAUAUAUCCCUUACGACAAACGAAUAAAAAGGCGAUGAUGUUACGGC
This is a messenger RNA of Macroventuria anomochaeta, 916 nucleotides long. Its product is annotated as translation initiation factor eIF-5A. The record is from RefSeq and is a predicted model, not a curated record. The transcript is spliced from 4 exons. Gene Ontology annotation, molecular function: translation elongation factor activity; RNA binding; ribosome binding. Gene Ontology annotation, biological process: positive regulation of translational termination; positive regulation of translational elongation. The coding region runs from base 135 to 617 and encodes 160 amino acids. NCBI's taxonomy places the organism in Eukaryota, Fungi, Ascomycota, Dothideomycetes, Pleosporales, Didymellaceae.